This is a messenger RNA of Closterium sp. NIES-67, 2582 nucleotides long. Lineage: Eukaryota; Viridiplantae; Streptophyta; Zygnematophyceae; Desmidiales; Closteriaceae. The record is from the annotation of a GenBank genome assembly.
UGCUCUUGCCUUCAUCGGCGCUUCACUUACAUGCAGCACGCACGAACGGCCUCGUUUAGAAGGUGAUUCGAGGUUUUGUUGCACGAGUAACGGGAUCAGUGCGCAAAAUUGUUCUUGUGGUUAACUGCUCAGCACGAUACCUCUCACUCUGUGUGUUAAAGCGCCCUGUUGCGAUUCCCUAACUUCCGCUUUUCUCCGGACCAAUCGGCAUCAGCUCUAAGAGCACCAGCAGGCAGUACAAACAGCCGAUAGUCUUUUCAGUACGAUAGAUAAAUUUCUCGCCAGCAGGCCAAGCUCACUCGUACAAUUCCCCUCGAGCCGCGUCCCUCACGUGCAUUCUCGCCAUAAUCCCCUGCAACCUCUCAAACCUCACUCGCGUUGAGUAUCCACCGACCGGAACGCGCCGUCGAAGCCAGUCAUGCAGAGAGUACUUCGCCCCUCGCGCACGCCCGCGCUCCUCACGCUCCUCGCGACCCUUCUUCUAUUCCACGCCGCAUCCUCGGUACUAUCAGCAUCCGCUCUCGAUCAAGAAUCGGCUCCUCUCGCCCCGCCGCGGACGAAUCUCUUUAGGCGCUUCCUGCGGAGCUGGCAAGCGGCACAUCAUUCGCCGGAGGUCGCGGCGGCCGGCUCGGCGAAGCGGCCAUCUCUUUGGCUCCAGUACCGGCGUCACCUCAGCGGGAAUCCCGCCGACGCGAACGUUGACCUGGCAUCGUUCACGCGGUAUCACGGGGAUGGCGGGCCCUACUCCCUGAUUCCCGGGAUCGAUUCCACCGACCACUCGCUUGAUGACGUGGCAACGCCCUUAGGACGGCGUCGGCGACUGCAGCAAAAGACUCAGAAGGGGCCUUGCACCCCGCUCGCCCAGGCCAUAAAGAUCCCCGUUUCAAGCCCAUCCGACAUUGACAAGCGGCUACAGCACCCCAAUUCCGCUACCGUAAUUCUCGAGGUCACCCGCGACCUCGCCCUUCCCAAGGGACUCGUUUUCUCCGGCGCCUUCCGCUGCACAAUUUUCCGGUCAGCCCCGACCGCGAAGAAAAACUUCAAAGUGACUCUAAUGGGGGACAAGGAGCCGGUGAUUCGCGUGUGGAACACCAGCAAUGUGAUUAUAUUGAAGCUGGACUUCUGGAUGGGCGUAUCUGCACGGUCUGGUGAAUGCGAGGUGCUACUAGACACCGAUAUAGGCAGAGACAACACGUGUCCCACCAUCCAUAUCUGGCGGUCUCAUAAUAUCCAGGUCGCUAAGGGGAACGUUUGGGGCAGGAUCGACGUUUUCCGGGCGAUGGCUGCACGAAUAGACAGUAUGAAGGUUACCGGGUUGACGCUUUUCGCUAAGUCGCCGGGGGUUAUUCGCGUGGCGUUUUCAGGCUACGGCCCGGCGCUGCUGAAGUCCUGGGUGUCGCUGACUAAUAACGAGGUGUACGGUGUAGACCAACCUAUUGUGCUUCAAAACGGAGCGGUGGGGGUUGUAGCGCGGAACAACUACAUCCACGAUUUCCUAUUCGCGGGGAUUCGAUGCGGCGCUGACGUGUACAACCAGGGCGACUGCAUGCUGACGACCAUCAGCAACAACCUCAUCGUCGCGUCGGGGCGAAACAUGUCGGGCGACCACGACGCGGCUGGCAUCUACUACUGCACGCACUUCUACAACCCUGGGAACAUUGCCGAGUGCAACUACAUAUUCAACGGCGACCACUGCUACUAUCUCGACUAUGCCACGUCGGGGGUGAUUAUCCGCGGCGGCGCGUGCGUCAACACAUACGACGGCAUGAAAGUCAACAACGGCCACUGGAAUGUGAUUGAGGAUGUGAUUCUAAAGGGGACGGUGGGCAUUCCAGGCUGGUGCCAGUGCUACACGCCCACCGUCAACAACUGCGCCAAGAAACCAGGCACCUACUGGGAGGAGAUGAGGAUAAAAUACUACAACUCGCCCAUCAUCAACCGAAAUUGGCCCUGGUUCAAGCAGAUCUGUCAGGCGAAGACCGUCAACGGAAUGAAAUGCAACACAGAUGCGAGAGGCACAUUGACUGGUGCUCAAACAGGGCAUUGCAGCGGCCUUCCGACCCACAACACCGUCAAUCUAAUCGCAGUUAACACAACCGACUACGAGAUGGGCUACAGAUACUGUGAGAGGCUCCCUACAGUGCUGUCUGGGAAGUUCAAUGACCACAGCAUCAUGCGAAUCCAACGGCCGAGACGAGCCGCCUUCAUAAACUACCGACAGAAUGAUUUGGGCAUUGCCUCAAAGAAUUCGGUGAUCUACACCAAGUUCCCCAAGUUCAAGAGCUGCCCAAGGUCUGACGUGGGCCCGAAACGCGUUCCUGAUGCAUUCUACUUCAACUCAUACAACCGGCCCAUGCCUUGGGGAUUCAUGGCGGUCAUUAGGAUGGGAAAGUUGCACAUUCACGACCUUCCUGGUUGGCCUUGAUGCAAAGUUGGCUUGUACUAUAUUAAGGCUGAUUUCCUCUGACUUGUUGAAGUGCAAGGGAUUUGGCAAUAGCUGUAUUGUAAAUUAUUGUGUUGUGAGCAUGUCUUCUGUCGUAUUCGUGUGUAUUGUAUACAGCUCGAUCGUUAUAAGUAAUGAG